Molecule: messenger RNA, 2696 nt
Organism: Cebus imitator (Panamanian white-faced capuchin)
Lineage: Eukaryota; Metazoa; Chordata; Mammalia; Primates; Cebidae
Gene: RWDD4
Product: RWD domain containing 4
Exons: 8
Coding region: 261-875 (204 amino acids)
Molecular function (GO): protein binding
Source: RefSeq, a predicted model, not a curated record
CUCCUCCAGGCGUCGGGAAGACGCUGCACUUCCCAGGCCCCACCUGCCGCGGCUCGGGUUCCGAGCCCACAGCUCACCGCCGGCGCCCGGGCGCUGCCGAGGCCCAGGGCGCGCCCGAUUGGCGUCUGCCAGUGCCAAGGCUGUGCUGCCGACGCAGCCGAGGCGCCAGAGGCGGACGCCGGGCCUCGGGGCCGCUGCCCUCGCUUUCUCUUCGUUGUUGCGGACGCCUUCCGCUCAGGAGGCGCCCCGCGACCGGCGCGAUGAGUGCCAACGAGGACCAGGAGAUGGAACUAGAAGCAUUACGCUCUAUUUAUGAAGGAGAUGAAAGUUUCCGGGAAUUAAGUCCAGUUUCUUUUCAAUAUAGGAUAGGUGAAAAUGGUGAUCCCAAAGCCUUCUUAAUAGAGAUUUCCUGGACAGAAACAUAUCCCCAAACACCUCCAAUUAUAUCUAUGAACGCUUUUUUUAACAACAACAUAUCAUCAGCUGUAAAGCAGAGUAUAUUAGCCAAACUACAGGAAGCAGUAGCAGCUAACCUGGGAACCGCUAUGACCUAUACGUUGUUUGAAUAUGCCAAAGACAAUAAAGACCAAUUCAUGGAGAACCACAAUCCCAUCAAUUCCACAACAACGAUAAGCAAUAUCAUCUCAAUUGAAACUCCUAAUACAGCCCCAUCAAGUAAGAAAAAAGACAAGAAAGAACAACUUUCAAAAGCCCAGAAGCGUAAGCUGGCAGAUAAAACAGAUCACAAAGGAGAACUUCCUCGAGGCUGGAACUGGGUUGAUGUUGUGAAGCAAAUUUGCCAACCCCUACCAAAGAUUUUUCUCAGAAAAAAAUUGCAACACAAAAAUAAGACUCUUAUCAUGUUUUCAAGUUAAGCAAAACUGGCUCUAAGGAUGAUGAGUAGCACUUGGAAUUUGAGACGAAGAAAGAGCAUUCUUUAAAAAGUAAACUGGGUUCAAAAUCUUCCAUUGCUAUUUUCUGGUAUUGAGGUGGCUUUUUAUAAAACACAAAUUUUUGUAUGUUUCUUACAUUAAAAAUGUUGUAAGUUGAAAGUUCAUGAAGAGAUCUGGUUAUAUUAAAUUAUUUUCACAAACUUGCCUUAAUAAAAGGUGAAAAUGUUACUGUUUAGUGUACUUUAUGAAGCCUCUUGAGCUUUGUAAAUGGACAGGCAUGGGUAAUAAGAAUCAGUGUUAAUUUAUAUGCUCUUAUCCUGGUGGAUGUGAUAUUUUCUUAAAGGAGUAUGAAGCCUUUUUCAAACCAUCACCCCAGUGGAGCAGAGUACUAAAUGAAUAAUUACUCCAUAGUGCAAUCCAUAUUAAUAGUCUUCUCAUCUUACAUAAAGUCUUCAUUUCUUCUUUUGCUUAAUUACUGAACCAUAAAUUGCUUCAGAGAAAUUCAAAUGCUGGUAUUUGAACUUUAUUCAUGAUAUUCUUUGCAGUUUCUUUUAAUUUUUGAAAGGUGAACUGCUUCCCUUGAAUAAAUUAAUAUCUAUUUACACUUUUGAUUUGGAUCAAGAUGUUUGAUCAUGAGUGCUUUGAAUGAUAUGUGGAAUAGGAGAAUAUGAAAACAAAUCUGCCAAAUACACUAGAAAGCAUUGUAAUAAGAAAUGCUGGCUCUCACUUAAAACAUUCUCUUUUGCAUAUACCAGGAUGGGAGUAAAAGAUGCCUUAAUAUUUAAUUUUUGUAUUGUUGGAGACAUUGAUUUUAAUAAAAUCCUAUUUAUCUGCUGUUGUGUGCUUUUAGUUGUUGGAUAACUGGGGUCUCCUAAAUGGUUCAACAUAAAACUACAUUUCAAGUCUUUUUUCUUUUUGGAGUGUCUUUUCAAGUACUCAAAUGUAUUUUGCAACCUGAGCAUCUUUUUAAUCAUAUACGUGGGAGUCUUUUAAAUGCUCAACUGUUAUACGUGCUUGAUUUAAAAAAAAAAAAAAAUAGAGGAAACUAUUGGUCUAGUUGUACCAAGAAAAGUUUCUGAUGUUUGUGUGUGUUGUACAGUGAUUUUGUAUAUGUGCCCAGCUUUAAGAAUACAUAAAACUACUGUUAUAUGUGGUAGGGAGAUUGUUAGCUUCUCAAGUUACACCUGUGCUUGGGUCUGAGUUUUUAUAGAAUAAUACUCGUUUAAAGAAGUUAAGAGCAGUUUGUUGUAUCCGUGGUUUUUACUGGUUAACUGACUUCAGCUAAAUAGUUUGAAUUAUAGAGUAAGUAUAAUUACAGCGAAGAAGUUAAUCUCAUUUUCAAAAGCCGAAUCACAUUUUAUUUCUUGAAUUAAUAUAGAGCAAAACAUGAUAAAAUUCAGGGCAACUGGAAUUCGCCAACUUUUGUUUCAGGGUUGUAUGUGGGUAGUGUCUGUUGUAUUGGUUUGUUUUUUUGUUUUUGAAGAAACAUCUGCUAGUGGAAUAAAAUACUUGGUUUUGCUCUGAGGAUUCUGAAAUUGUUCAGGCUUAUUAUGGCUCAUAGAUUACAGAGAAUGAUGCUAGUUACAUGCCAAUGAACUAUUUUUACUCUUUUUAUAUGAAAUGUACAAAUUUCUAGGGGUGGUGGUGACGGUGGUGCCUCUUAUUUCCUUAUGUGAAACACUUGAACAGUCUCAUCAAUAUUGCCGUCAUCCGUUUAACACGCCCAGUAUAUUUUCUCAAUGUCUGUCUACUUAAAUUUUGUGGAGCAUCACAAUUCGUAAGCAAUAAAGUCUGAAUUAUACA